Messenger RNA from Phialemonium atrogriseum, 2158 nucleotides. RefSeq names its product CHL4-domain-containing protein. The transcript has a single exon. Bases 393 to 1970 code for a protein of 525 amino acids. The record is from RefSeq and is a predicted model, not a curated record. NCBI's taxonomy places the organism in Eukaryota, Fungi, Ascomycota, Sordariomycetes, Cephalothecales, Cephalothecaceae. Gene Ontology annotation, biological process: chromosome segregation; CENP-A containing chromatin assembly.
UUGUCCGUGUCAGCUACUAAGGAAGAACUCGAGAUAAUCCACUCCGCCACCCUGCUCUUAAGCUGACAAAUUGGCCACGAUAAUUAACGGUAAGUCGGUUAACAACGAAAUGCGCUAGACCGUUUCAGGAACCUGGCAAAACGCACGAGCCCACGACGCGCUCCAGCAUCCAACGCGUCACAACAUGGGAGGCGCAUUGGGAUUCAAUCGCAUUUGUAGCUCAUCCGCACCUACACAGGAAGCUUUUUGAUGUGGGGCAUGACUUGUUGGGGGAUGUAGGCGAGGCCGACUUCUUCUGGCAAAUGGUUUCAACCAUCACAGUGAUACUUGAUCCAAUUCGCGACCAGAGUGUGCCAAUUUGAUCCAUCCCCAGGAUCCACGAUGCUGCAACAAUGGCGCCAAUCUCCAUCCCCACGACGUCUCGGCUGCCGUCGUCCUUGCGAAUCGACGCGGCAAAUCCCAUUGUCCAAAAGAUCCUGAAUCGCUUGUCACGUUCAUCUCUCCUCUCGAUAUCACUCGACUGGCUUGACGAGAACAACCAGUCCCUUUCAGCCCCCUACCUGCUCGACGAUAGCGACGAUGAUGACGACGAGCAGGACGAUUUCCACCCUCCAGCUCACUCCCUGGAAGAGCUUCAGGAGCUCUAUGCCGCCAUGCAGACACGCAAGGGAUCAAAGAGGGAGGUUGUUGACAGAAUACUCGAUGGCGACUGGCGCCAAGGGGUCAGUCUUUACCAAUUGGCAAUGGCCGAUUUCCAGUAUCUGUACGACCAUCCAACAUCGCAAAAGUGGUCCGCCUACCGCAUAGUGCCCUUGCGUACACCAUCAAAGGAUGCCGAGGCGGAAGAGCCUCCCAAGGUCGACAAGGAGUCGCUCACAGUGCCGCGCUUCCAUCCAUCCUCAUUCCUGCAAAACCUCCAGGCACAGGUCCUCCCCGAUGUCAAGGCACAUUACAGCUUUGAAAGGCAUAGGAAUCUGCCCGUCCUGUUGCUGCGUAUUUUCAUCCUCGACUCCCCUUAUAACACAAAUCUCGCGGCUACCAGCAAUGGGGGCGACAGGCUAUCCUCCACUUCCGAAGCCUCGCGCACCGUCUACAUCGCUUUUCCAGACGCAUCACCACACAUCUUCAUCUCCAAAUCACAGACAGUAGGGCCGGCCACGGCCGGCGAGUCGAGAAGCCUCCGGACUCUCAUCAUCCAAGGGAUUCCCAAGGCCCUGUCCCGGCCGCGAGAAAGAUAUACCCUGAAGUCGACGAGCCUGUCGACCAGGAACCUGGAGGAACUCCUCCACCGGAGAGGCUCAGGGCGGACCAGUGCCGCGGGCGGCGGCUGGAGCAUCUAUGCGGACGACAGGAAGAAGGAGUCGCCCCUGGACACGGUCCUGCCAACACCGCCACUAUCCGAUGGGGAUAACCCGCCAUCGCCGAAGCCGGCCGAGGGAUCCCGAAAGAGGGCAGCCAGCCCGGCAACACAGCGCGACGAGCGCGCUGCAAAGCGUGCCAGGCGUGUAGCGCAAGCACGAUUUGGCGACUCGGCCAAGAUCGACGACGGUAGGGGGGUUGAGAGAGUCGACAUUAUCAUUGAGGACGCUUUCCCCUUAGAACGAGAUCAACGAAAGCCCAUAUCUCGAAGUAAUGAAGAUGGCGACAAAGUUGCUGGGCCGAGGAAUAGAGUGAGAAGGUCGAUUGGUGGUCGGCGCAGCCAGGUUGAAGAGCUGCUGGAGCGAGAGAGGGAGGCCGACGACCGGGAUGAGCCCCUGAACCAGGACCAGGAAGAGCCGGAAGGCAGUUGGCGGCCCAACAUCCGGCUGACAUUCCACGGGGCCCACGUGUUUGCCGGCAUCAGGCAGCUUGUAGAAAACGGGAUAAUAGAUGGGACGCGCAUGCCUGGCUGGAUGACGGGCGAGGAGGGCGUAACAAUCGGGGCCGUUAGGCAUGGCAGGAUACGGGGGCACAAAGGUUCGGGAAUUUGAGACAGGCCUGUCCGUUUGGUUUCUGCGAUGAGUCGAGACGAGAAAACGUUGUAUGCGAUAUGAGGUCACACACUAUUUGUAGAACAUUCAAUGAGGUAAAAUGUUCUCUAAUCACCUCUAUCUAGUCGGCUGGCCGAGAGUCUAGACUGUUUAAGAAACUAAAUGCAUCCUGUAGUUCACUUCACGGA